AUGACUGGCGGCUCCGGCGGCGGUCGCGAUCGCAACGGAGGCGAUUCAUACAGACCCGGACAACAACAGCAGCAGCACGGUAGCGCUCCUAGCAGGAGUGACUUCACAUUCACCAGCAAUACACAAGGUCCCAGCUUCCCUCCUGCGCCGCCCCCAGAGCGCGCAGCGCGUCGCAAUGGUGGGCGCGGGCGCGGCGGUCCAUCCAACAUGCAUGGCAAUCGCCCUGCCACGCGCAGCGGUGGUGCUCCCCCAUCUCAUUAUCGCGGAGGCAGACGCAACAACCGGGGAGGCUUCCGACCUCAGGCGGCACACGAACGCGCCCUCCUCCAGACCCGCAAUGACGACACUGAGCACUUCCUUGGCGUAGAAGCGAAGUCGAACAAGUUCCGUGAUCUAGCAGAGCUGUCAGAUGAUGAAGAAGCUGAUAUGGAUGUCUCUGACGACAGCGAUAAAUCAGAAGGUGAAGUCGUUGGAGCCCAGAGCAAAUCCAAGGCUGUCCGUACGCAAUCGAGCAGUCGUGCAGAUGGUGACUCUGUGCCCAAGUGGUCCAACCCUGACCCAUACACUGUUCUGCCGCCUCCCGAAGAGACGACCGGCAAGAGAAUUGACUUUGUCAAGCUCAUUCGCAAGGCUAAGAACGAAGCUGCUGAACAGAGCAAUGGUAUCAACGCCGUUGCCGCCAACGAUGAUUUCAUUUCGUUCGGCGACGAUGACGAUUUCCAAUCUCCUGCAGCGCCGCCUAGUGUACUUGCAUCCCAAGCCGAGCCUCUGCAAGGCUCGCUCAAUGAUGUUGCAGCUGCUAGUUCGGCUCUGUCUGCAGAUGUGUGGAGUAGGCACGCAGGAGACUCAGCAAAUGUGCCAGUGAGGCCUCCACUUCCACCUAGCAGUCUCCCCGCGCGGCCUACGUUCACGAGCAGCUCCGCGAGCAGCUCCAGAAAACGUAAGCAUCCUGCCGAUUACACCGGAAUGAAAGACGUGUGGCAACCCAAAGAUCACAAAGAGCCCGCGCCUUGGGCUUACCGUGAAGACUACGAACGUCUUCGAGACCAACCCGAGAAAUUACUUCACAAUGAGAUAUCCGACUUCUACGACUUCGUAGCACCUUCAGACCAUGACAACGAGGUCCGCAUCGACUUGAUUCGUAGGGUUCAGUCGGUUAUUGGUGGUGAAUUCCAGUCACACCGGGGUAGCAUCCGCUGUUUCGGCUCGUUCCCUGUCGGUCUAUAUCUGCCAACGGCUGACAUGGACCUUGUCUUUGUCUCGGACUCACACUAUAAUGGCGGACCUCCAAAGCUUCAAGCUGCCAAGAAUGCCAUGUUUAAUCUUGCCAAGAAGCUGAAAUUCAACCAGGUUGGCUAUGAAACUUUCGUCAUUCCGAAGGCACGGGUUCCCAUCAUCAAAUUCAAGGACGUUGCGACAGAUCUUCCGGUUGACAUUUCAUUCGAAAAUAAGAGUGGAUUAAUUGCACAAUCUACCCUGGCCAAGUGGAAGAAACAAUUCGGAGAUCAUUUCACCACCUUAAUUGCCCUUACAAAGCAACUUCUGGAAAUGUAUGGUCUCAACGACAAUAGCACUGGUGGCCUAGGUGGCUUAAGCAUCUGCUGUCUCGUUGCGAGCUUCUUGCAACUCCACGAGUUGCCAGAAAACCUUGGUCAAACCUUCCUCCAAUUUCUGGAUUUCUUUGGCAACAAGUUUGAUUACAGCCGCGACAGGAUUGUAGUCGAUCCAGCAAGCAUUGUUCGCAAAGGACGACAUGGUGUUGAUGGCCGAGAGGAGCGAGCAGACCGUUUGUCCAUUCAAGAUCCUAACGAUCCAAAGAACAACAUCUCUGGUGGAUCAUACAAAGCCGACAAAUGCUUGGAGCUAUUUUCCUGGGCUCAUAGAGUUCUUGUCGAACGCAUGGACACGAUCCAUAUGCGUACCUUCCAUGAGAUUAGCAUUCUCGAAUCCGUACUCGGUGGCGAUUACUCCACCUACAUGAAGCAGAGGGAGCGCAUGCGGAACAUACGGACACAGUAA
Paraphaeosphaeria sporulosa is the source of this 2019-nucleotide messenger RNA. RefSeq lists its product as uncharacterized. Gene Ontology annotation, molecular function: poly(A) RNA polymerase activity; mRNA binding. Lineage: Eukaryota; Fungi; Ascomycota; Dothideomycetes; Pleosporales; Didymosphaeriaceae. Gene Ontology annotation, biological process: RNA 3'-end processing. The record is from RefSeq and is a predicted model, not a curated record. The transcript has 2 exons. Gene Ontology annotation, cellular component: nucleolus; TRAMP complex. The coding region runs from base 1 to 2019 and encodes 672 amino acids.